Ectocarpus siliculosus is the source of this 1974-nucleotide messenger RNA. The record is from the annotation of a GenBank genome assembly. Lineage: Eukaryota; Phaeophyceae; Ectocarpales; Ectocarpaceae.
CGUGUACCCGAUGAGGCUGAGCGCAAUCCACAUGUUGGCGGCGUCCGCUGCCCCCGUGAGGGCUUUUGUUGCGUCUGCCGCGCCCUCCGUGGCGCGCUUUGCGGGGGGCUCCUCCGGUAUCUUCUCCGGGGCUCGACAAGGUUUGCGCGGCGCGGUGCUGGCCUCCAAGGCCAGGCCGGUCUCAAGGACGAUGCGCAUGGCCAACUCCCAGCGCCUCGGCGACCCCAUUGGACAAAUGAUGGACAAGACCGACGUCUUCAUCUUCGACUGUGACGGCGUGAUCUGGAAGGGCGACAGCCUCAUCGAAGGCGUACCGUCCGUCCUUGACCGUCUACGACAGGCUGGAAAACGGAUAUUCUUCGUGACGAACAACUCUACCAAGAGCCGCAAGGGAUACAAGUCCAAGUUCGACUCCCUCGGGUUGAGCGUGGAGCCUGAGGAGAUUUUCUCAUCGAGUUUUGCGGCCGCGGCAUACCUAGAACAGACGAGAUUUAAGGACACCGGGAAAAAGGUGUACAUCGUGGGUGAAGUGGGCAUCGAGGAGGAGCUAGACCUCAUCGGCGUGCCUCACUUCGGGGGACCCUCGGACGGGAGUAAGGGGGUCGAGCUCAAGCCGGGCUUCGCCCUCCCGCACGACGAAAACGUUGGAGCCGUGGUCGUCGGGUUCGACAGGAUGAUCAACUAUUACAAGAUUCAAUACGCCCAGCUGUGCAUCAACGAGAACCCCGGGUGCGAGUUUAUCGCCACCAACACGGACGCGGUCACCCACCUCACCGACGCGCAGGAGUGGGCUGGGAACGGCGCGAUGGUCGGAGCAAUCAAGGGGUGCACCGGGGUGGAGCCGACGAUCGUGGGCAAGCCUGGUCCCCUCAUGAUCGACUACAUCAUCCAGAAGUACAACGUUGAGAGGUCGCGCAUUUGCAUGGUCGGCGACCGCUUGGACACCGACGUGCUUUUCGGAGCCAACAAUGGCCUGAUGAGCAUCCUCACAUUGAGCGGCGUAACGACCGAGGAGAAGCUGCUUAGCCCCGAGAACAAGAUCAACCCUGACUACUACGUAAACAGCAUCAACGACUUCUUCCCUUUCUACACGUAGACACGCGGGGUUGCACUCAUUGGUUGACGUUUCGUGUGAACACGGAACGGCUGCAAGAGAGACAAAGCAUGCCCUCCUGUUUCGCGUCGAAGGCGGUGCUUCUUCCCUCGUCGGACCAGAUGAGACGUACGUAUCCCGUCUCUAAAAGGCAUGAAUAGCAAAGAUACGCUGAGGAUUUGACGAUUUUUACCGCGAUGUUUUUUCUAGGUUUUGCACGCUGCCUAGGUGUGGUGUUGUGGUAUGGAUAUGUACCAUCCUGCAUUCGGGACGACGUUUUCACGGGAUUAUAGAAGGCGAAGUAGAUCAUUCCGGUGACCGGGAGUGUUGAUGUUUUUAGUCCACCGGAUGCCAGACAGAUUUGUUGUUCUUACAACUGUAUCGGCCCGUUAUGGUAAGAAACUUAUCCGCCGCUGAGCUGUGUGUUCACCCCCAAUGUUGAAUGUUCGGGGAAACUUUAAGGCUUAGUUUCUAGCGGGCCGGUACUACUGCUGUAAUGCUGCGCUCGUUCUGGCACAUGGUUCACCUGUUGCUGCGAAGAGAGACGAAGAUAGAUAGGUGUCACGAGUUCAAAUGAUGCAGAUAGAGUUAAUAUAUGACGAGAUGUUGAUAUUUGGCAGCCUACUGAUACUGUAGUCGGUGUGAUGGGUUGACCGCGACGAAAUUGAUGCGUCCAAUCAUUCCCACGAAAGACUUUUCUUCUCUACCGGUAGGUCUUGCUUUGCGGGGCGAACACUGCUGUUGUAAUGGUUGAACGGUAGCAGAUAGAUACCGAGAGGAGAGUGUUUUUCGUGUCUUUUUGCAGUCCGAUGGUGCUGCAGAUGAUUUUGAAUUUCGCGCAUUCGGGCAUCCUUUUCACCAACGCGUUCAACAACUCCGAU